UUUUCAACAUUGAUGCUUCGCUGCCAUACAACCAUGGUUUAUGUGAAGAAAAUAAAAAAAGCCUACUACAAUCAGUCCGGACACUCAUUCAUUCAGACAAUCUGGAUAGAAACUGACAACACGAACGUCACUGACAUCCAUGAGCAGACAUAUCUCGCAGCGUCUCCGAACAAUUGGGACCACGCAGCCCCCACCCUGAAAGAAACAUACAAUGUGGUACUUGCGGGUGAUAUGAAUGCUCAAUUCGGUCGUCUGAGCUCUUUGGAACCACAUUUGGGCGGUCAUUUCGGAAUCAAUGCUCGCCGCACAGGCAACGGAGAGCGACUGCUCCAAUUGUGUCAGAUCCUUAACUGUUUUAGCCAGUACGAACUUCCAUGUUUGACCAUCAAUGUCUUCGGAGAAUUGCCCGAGUCAGGUGGUACACCGGAUCAGCAAUGCUUAACUGAUAAUGAGGAUGGUUCCUCAAAACCACCAGAGAACCGUAGGCGUCCUCAAACUUUUCGACAUUGGUGUCUCGUAACACAGGAAGAGUUCACCGAGUGCACUAUGGAGUCUGUGGUACCCAAUACGAAGUUAUCCCACGAUAUUCCUUGGGUUGAAAAGUACCGGCCCGUCGUCCUGACAGACAUUGUGGGCAACGAAGCAACCAUUCUACGACUGACUGCAUUCUCCCGUGAAGGGAACGUGCCAAAUAUUAUAAUCGCGGGACCGCCAGGAUGCGGUAAGACCACCAGUAUUCUUUGUUUGGCUCACGCCCUCAUCGGUAGUUCGUACAAGGAGGCCGUACUCGAACUGAAUGCUUCCAAUGAUCGUGGAAUUGACGUGGUCCGGAACAAAAUCAAGAUGUUUGCCCAAAAGAAAGUGACCCUGCCUCCGGGACGUCAAAAAAUAAUCAUUCUGGACGAAGCUGACAGCAUGACUGAGGGUGCGCAACAGGCCCUAAGACGCACAAUGGAAAUCUACUCGCGCACCACACGGUUCGCACUGGCCUGCAAUGACUCUUCAAAACUUAUCGAACCCAUCCAAUCCCGAUGCGCGGUUUUACGCUACGCUCGCCUGACCGCGGCACAAAUUAUGGCCAGAUUACUUGAAGUAUGUCGUGCGGAAAGUGUUUCCUACACGGAUGAGGGCUUGGAAGCAAUUGUAUUCACGGCGGAUGGUGAUAUGCGACAGUGGGCCAGCUGCAGAAUUGCACGAGUUGCAAACUAUGGCAUUCACGAUACAAACAUGGUUGAGGCCAUGCACCGAUGCCUGAAAAUGGAACUACUUAACGGGAAAAUUGGACUGUGGGAGGCCAUACGGGUUUCACGGAUGAGCGCGACGUAUUUGAUAUGGAAUCGUCAGAAAACCGUAUCCGAUGCGUCUCGUCGUGAUCUUUGCAUUGUCGGCCAUCCUGAAUUGGAUAGAUUGUGCCGUCGUUUGAUGCCAUACGCCAUUUCCAAAAUGGCAUCUGAUUUGAGCUCAACCCAUCCAAUUACGGUCAUGAGCAGCGACGAGCACGCUACCAUCAUGAUGGAUCGUCGGCGGGAGACAAUCACCCAUGCAACCCGAACGUGCACGUGUAAGAAGUUUGUUCAAUUUGGCAUACCUUGCCGGCAUCUUCUGCACUUUGCCAUGGCACAGAAUGGAGAGACCACCGAACUUCCCGUGUGUUCCCGUUGGACCCGUGAAAACAACGGUGCGAUUGCUGUUUCAUUUGCGCAGUUGGAUGCGCCAAGAAGUGGAACGCGAAACCCAAGCGCCUUGUUGAACAUGGUGUUGAACGACGUGCGAACACUGUAUCAGCGGAUGGAGCUCGAGCAUUUUGCAGUGUACUCCGCUUGGCAUCGUAGUUUCGUGCAGCAGGCUGGCCCACGAGAGUCACCCCCUUUUAUUUUUCCACCUCCCGUCAACCUGAGUACGGAUACGAGCAUCGCGGACUACGACCAAUUGCCUCCGUCUGUAUUGUUGAACUUGGAUGCUCCUGCCCUCGUUGCGACGGAGAUUCCUGAGGGACUUGUCACAGAGGCCCCUGAAGACUCUGUUGUUCCCGGCGAAGUUGCGGUUGUAGAUAUUUCCAGCUUGGAUGAUGAUGGGACUAUCCCAGCUGUCCAAACUGGGCCGAGACGAGCAGUCGGUGUGUACGACGCGAGGCGAGAUCCCCGGUCGGAAACCGUGGAUGAAACACCCACCGUACCCAGUUUGCAAGAUUUCCUAGUAGAUGAUACCAUCUGUGCCGAGUGCGGCCUAGAAGAUCCUGAGGAAAACGAAGGAAGAACCGUCAACUGGGUUCAAUGUCCGUAUUGCACACGGUGGCACCAUCGCAGCUGCCUUAUCCAACCCCCCAUUGUAACUAUAUUUUGGUGUUUUUUUUCUCUCGUUGCAGCUGCUCCCGUGUCUGCGGAAGAGUACACAGUGGACGUCACCCCCUUGUUCGCGAGUCACCUGGGUAGCCGAGUAUUCGGCAACGUUCAUGAACUGGUGCACCGCAUUAAGCAGUUCGAGCGGUUAUCGGGAUGGUACUGCAGUGUGCGAAACUCGAAAGCGAAUUCCUCUGGUGAGAAAACUUUCAUCAAAUACCAAUGCCACCGGAAGGGGUUCGCACGUCCUCCAAACGAGGGAAAACGACGCCGGCUGCUUGAUCACACACAUUGUGAGGCGUUCUUUAACGUUGGCAGACUGGGAACCUUCUUUCGGGUUACGAAAUCUCAUAUGGUACACAAUCACGAGCUGCUUGGUCCCGAAGCAUCUCGGUGGUUUGACCGUAACCGUCGACUGCUGCCGGAGGAACUGGAAAUCAUUCGGCCAAUGCUUGAAUGUCGGAGCCGAUGCUUUAACAUCCGGUUCUAUGUGAGGUCGAAGUUCGGUAAAUAUCUCACAACCAGCGAUAUCGGCAAUAUCCGGGCGCGACACAUGUUUGGGCGGAACAAUCCAAGUUAUAUUCUCGACUUGGAGUCGCAGUUCAACGAACAAGGACGAGCCCGCUGUUUGAGGGAUGGAAGUAACAGAGUGACCCACUUCAUCUACUCCACCUCAGAGAUGCUCGAUCUGUACAGACGGUUUCCCGAUUUUUUACUUAUCGACAGUACUUUUUCCACGAACCAACACAAAUAUUUUUUGUAUCAGUUGCUUAUAGUCGAUGGCUGCCGUAAACGUCUACCUGUGGCCAUUGGUUUUCUUUGGCGGGAGACUGAGGCAGACGUGCGAACGUUUCUGCUAACUUUUCUGGAGUUUGUCGGUAGCGGUUCUCUGGUCAAGUGCAUCAUAUCUGACGGAACGUUAUCAAACGUUUACCACGAUCGCAAUCAUUUACGCGUUUUUUUCGUUGCCAUGCACACAUCCCGAUUGUGGAAGUAUUUAGCGUUUUUGGAACUUAUUCGUUUAAAUGACCAUCCUUUUUUCAUGUGCAUAAAUUCGUUUCUUCUCCCGAACGCUUCCAAGUGGGCCAGCUGCAGAAUGCCACGAGUUGCAAACUAUGGCAUUCACGAUACAAACAUGGUCGAGGCCAUGCACCGAUGCCUGAAAAUUGGACUGUGGGAGGCCAUACGGGUUUCACGGAUGAGCGCGACGUAUGUGAUAUGGAAUCGUCAGAAAACCGUAUCCGAUGCGUCUCGUCGUGAUCUUCGCAUUGUCGGCCAUCCUGAAUUGGAUAGAUUGUGCCGUCGUUUGAUGCCAUACGCCAUUUCCAAAAUGGCAUCUGAUUUGAGCUCAACCCAUCCAAUUACGGUCAUGAGCAGCAACGAGCACGCUACCAUCAUGAUGGAUCGUCGGCGGGAGACAAUCACCCAUGCAACCCGAACGUGCACGUGUAAGAAGUUUGUUCAAUUUGGCAUACCUUGCCGGCAUCUUCUGCACUUUGCCAUGGCACAGAAUGGAGAGACCACCGAACUUCCCGUGUGUUCCCGUUGGACCCGUGAAAACAACGGUGCGAUUGCUGUUUCAUUUGCGCAGUUGGAUGCGGCAAGAAGUGGAACGCGAAACCCAAGCGCCUUGUUGAACAUGGUGUUGAACGACGUGCGAACACUGUAUCAGCGGAUGGAGCUCGAGCAUUUUGCAGUGUACGCCGCUUGGCAUCGUAGUUUCGUGCAGCAGGCUGGCCCACGAGAGUCACCCCCUUUUAUUUUUCCACCUCCCGUCAACCUGAGUACGGAUACGAGCAUCGCGGACUACGACCAAUUACCUCCGUCUGUAUUGUUGAACUUGGAUGCUCCUGCCCUCGUUGCGACGGAGAUUCCUGAGGGACUUGUCACAGAGGCCCCUGAAGACUCUGUUGUUCCCGGCGAAGUUGCGGUUGUCGAUAUUUCCAGCUCUGAUGAUGAUGGGACUAUCCCAGCUGUCCAAACUGGGCCGAGACGAGCAGUCGGUGUGUACGACGCGAGGCGAGAUCCCCGGUCGGAAGUCGUGGAUGAAACACCCACCAUACCCAGUUUGCAAGAUUUCCUAGUAGAUGAUACCAUCUGUGCCGAGUGCGGCCUAGAAGAUCCUGAGGAAAACGAAGGAAGAACCGUCAACUGGGUUCAAUGCACACUCGUCAUGGCUUCCUCGUCGCAGUCUCUCGUUGCAGCUGCUCCCGUGUCUGCUGAAGGGUACACAGUGGACGUCACCCCCUUGUUCGCGAGUCACCUGGGUAGCCGCGUAUUCGGCAACGUUCAUGAACUGGUGCACUGCAUUAAGCAGUUCGAGCGGUUAUCGGGAUGGUACUACAGUGUGCGAAACUCGAAAGCGAAUUCCUCUGGUGAGAAAACUUUCAUCAAAUACCAAUGCCACCGGAAAGGGUUCGCACGUCCUCCAAACGAGGGAAAACGACGCCGGCUGCUUGAUCACACACAUUGUGAGGCGUUCUUUAACGUUGGCAGACUGGGAACCUUCUUUCGGGUUACGAAAUCUCAUAUGGUACACAAUCACGAGCUGCUUGGUCCCGAAGCAUCUCGGUGGUUUAACCGUAACCGUCGACUGCUGCCGGAGGAACUGGAAAUCAUUCGGCCAAUGCUUGAAUGUCGGAGCCGAUGCUUUAACAUCCGGUUCUAUGUGAGGUCGAAGUUCGGUAAAUAUCUCACAACCAGCGAUAUCGGCAAUAUCCGGGCGCGACACAUGUUUGGGCGGAACAAUCCAAGUUAUAUUCUCGAUUUGGAGUCGCAGUUCAACGAACAAGGACGAGCCCGCUGUUUGAGGGAUGGAAGUAACAGAGUGACCCACUUCAUCUACUCCACCUCAGAGAUGCUCGAUCUGUACAGACGGUUUCCCGAUUUUUUACUUAUUGACAGUACUUUUUCCACGAACCAGCACAAAUAUUUUUUGUAUCAGUUGCUUAUAGUCGAUGGCUGCCGUAAAAGUCUACCUGUGGCCAUUGGUUUUCUUUGGCGGGAGACUGAGGCAGACGUCCGAACGUUUCUGCUAACAUUUCUGGAAUUUGUCGGUAGCGCUUCUCUCGUCAAGUGCAUCAUGUCUGACGGUGCGCUUGCCAUCGGAAACGCAAUUGCUAGUGUUUUUCCUUUUGCUUAUCAUUUAUUAUGUCGUGUACAUAUUCUUAGGAACGUUAUCAAACGUUUUCCACGAUCACAAUCAUUUACGCGUUUUUUUGUUGCCAUGCACACAUCCCGAUUGUGGAAGUAUUUAGCGUUUUUGGAACUUAUACGUUUAAAUGACCCUCCUUUUUUCAUGUACAUAAAUUCGUUUCUUCUCCCGAACGCUUCCAAGUGGGCCAGCUGCAGAAUGCCACGAGUUGCAAACUAUGGCAUUCACGAUACAAACAUGGUCGAGGCCAUGCACCGAUGCCUGAAAAUGGAACUACUUAACGGGAAAAUUGGACUGUGGGAGGCCAUACGGGUUUCACGGAUGAGCGCGACGUAUUUGAUAUGGAAUCGUCAGGAAACCGUAUCCGAUGCGCCUCGCCGUGAUCUUUGCAUUGUCGGCCAUCCUGAAUUGGAUAGAUUGUGCCGUCGUUUGAUGCCAUACGCCAUUUCCAAAAUGGCAUCUGAUUUGAGCUCAACCCAUCCAAUUACGGUCAUGAGCAGCGACGAGCACGCUACCAUCAUGAUGGAUCGUCGGCGGGAGACAAUCACCCAUGCAACCCGAACGUGCACGUGUAAGAAGUUUGUUCAAUUUGGCAUACCCUGCCGGCAUCUUCUGCACUUUGCCAUGGCACAGAAUGUAGAGACCACCGAACUUCCCGUGUGUUCCCGUUGGACCCGUGAAAACAACGGUGCGAUUGCUGUUUCAUUCACACCGUUGGAUGCGCCAAGAUAUGGAAUGCGAACACCAAGCGCCUUGUUGAACAUGGUGUUGAACGACGUUCGAACACUUUAUCAACGGAUGGAGCCCGGACAUUUUGCAGUGUAUGCCAUGUGGCAUCGUAGUUUUGUACAGCAGGCUGGUACCCGGGAGUUAUCCCCAUUUACUUUCCCAUCUCCCAUCAACCUGAACACGGAUACGAGCAUCGCUGACUACGACCAACUGCCGCCGUCUACAUUGUUGAACUUGGAUGCUCCUGCCCUCCUUCCGACGGAGAUUCCGAAAGGACUUGUCACAGCUGGCCCAGAAGACUCUGUCGUUCACGAUGAAACGGCCGUUGUUGAUAUUUCAAGCUCGGAUGAGGGAGGGAAGCAGGGACUGUUCCAGCUGUCCAACCUGGCCCGCGACGAGCAAUUGGCAUUGAACAAUCUUCAAUCCACUCACCAAGGAUUUGGAAUGGUCACCAGCGAAAACGUUUUCAAGGUUUGCGAUGAACCUCAUCCCAUGCUCGUGAAGCAGCUCCUAGACCACUGUGUGAAAAGCGAUUUCACUGAGGCGCACAAAAUCCUUCGUCAUCUAUGGACUUUGGGCUAUUCGGCAGAGGAUAUUAUGUCAAUUUUGUUUCGCGUGCUUAAGAACCACCCAAUGGAAGAAUACAUCAAACUGGAAUUCCUCAAGAAUAUGCAACGCAUUCUCCGGUUGACCACACUUUCCACGACAGAAGAUCAUCUGGCAUACAUGGUCAUGCCUGGCGCUUCUAACUCUCAUCUCCCAUCCCCGCCCACCCUUACUCUUUUGGUUACAAUAAGGCUUUCAAAUAAAUCAUGGCUGUACGGCAGUGAAGCGUCAGUGUUGAACACUGAUGUCGUGUGUCGGUGA
Messenger RNA from Opisthorchis viverrini, 7089 nucleotides. RefSeq lists its product as hypothetical. NCBI's taxonomy places the organism in Eukaryota, Metazoa, Platyhelminthes, Trematoda, Opisthorchiida, Opisthorchiidae. The coding region runs from base 13 to 7089 and encodes 2358 amino acids. Gene Ontology annotation, biological process: DNA repair; DNA-templated DNA replication. The record is from RefSeq and is a predicted model, not a curated record. The transcript has 18 exons. Gene Ontology annotation, cellular component: nucleus; DNA replication factor C complex. Gene Ontology annotation, molecular function: ATP binding; DNA binding; ATP hydrolysis activity.